AUGGGGUUGCAUUUGUAUGGCGCGGGUGCACGGACUGAAAAAUGGGUUUUGGACGCUGCCAACGCAACAGACUGUAACCCCGGCACUAAGCUGCCCGGGUUCCAAAGCACGUGCAUCUCCAACUGCGGCAAUGAGAUCAAGCAGAGCUCAGGCCCGCCAGUCAGCUUCUCCCGCGUUGGUUACUAUGAGUCGUGGAACAUGAACCGCGACUGCCUAUGGCUGCUUGCCGAGAAGUCCAACACCGAUGGCACCUACACCCACAUGCACUGGGGAUUCGCCGACACGAACACUUGGAAGCCCGUCAUCGCGGACCCGCACGGUCAGUGGGAGGGCUUCAAGAAGCUUCAACUCAAACGCAUCGUGCCGUUUGGCGGCUGGGCCUACUCAACCGAGCCGGCCACUUACAACAUCAUCCGCUGUGUCAUCAUCGGAAACCGCGAAGCGUUUACGAAGAACCACGCCCAGUUCGCCAAAGACAAGGGAAUCGAUGGUAUCGACAUUGACUGGGAGUACCCAGGCGCACCCGAUAUCAUGGUCGACGGGCAGCCGAUCGGCCAGGCUGGGGACGGACAGACGUCCUGCUGUACAAGGGCGACUACAUCAGCUACAUGA
This is a messenger RNA of Colletotrichum graminicola M1.001, 612 nucleotides long. RefSeq lists its product as uncharacterized. Gene Ontology annotation, molecular function: hydrolase activity, hydrolyzing O-glycosyl compounds. The record is from RefSeq and is a predicted model, not a curated record. Gene Ontology annotation, biological process: carbohydrate metabolic process. Lineage: Eukaryota; Fungi; Ascomycota; Sordariomycetes; Glomerellales; Glomerellaceae. The transcript has a single exon. Bases 1 to 612 code for a protein of 203 amino acids.